This is a messenger RNA of Fusarium proliferatum ET1, 1197 nucleotides long. RefSeq lists its product as uncharacterized. The transcript is spliced from 6 exons. Bases 1 to 1197 code for a protein of 398 amino acids. Gene Ontology annotation, cellular component: plasma membrane. Gene Ontology annotation, molecular function: G protein-coupled receptor activity. Gene Ontology annotation, biological process: adenylate cyclase-activating G protein-coupled receptor signaling pathway; cell surface receptor signaling pathway. The record is from RefSeq and is a predicted model, not a curated record. NCBI's taxonomy places the organism in Eukaryota, Fungi, Ascomycota, Sordariomycetes, Hypocreales, Nectriaceae.
AUGGAGUCGCCAAUGCAUAUCUAUCGUCGUGAGGCACUAGCCGCUCCGGCUGAUCGAUCAGAGAUGGUCCUGCAAAGCAUUGUUAUCCUGGUCGUGUCGAUUCUUUCCAUAUUUGGAGCCGGUUGGAUUAUCGUUAGCUUCUGUGUCUUCAAAAGUCUCCGGUCCUUCCGCCAUCAACUCAUUCUUGGACUUGCAGCUAGCGACUUCCUCAUGGCGCUCAACUUUCUCUCGUCGACUGCCAUGAACAUCAAUGGCAACGAGAUUGGUGCCCCAGAACACCAAACAUUCUGCAGUUUCAAUGGCUUCAUGACCCAAGUCUUUGUCAUACAGACUGACUACUGGGUGUUGACCAUUGCACUGUGCACCUACGUCAUUUUGGCAGGUUACAAAUCGUUAUCGUCAUGGGUCCAAGAUCAGCGCAUCUUGCUCUCUUGUCUUCCUUGGGCACUUAGCCUUCUUUGGGCUGGUAUCGGACUGAAACUCGCAGGAUACGGUGAUAUUGGAGCUUGGUGUUGGUUUACUUCCGACAAAGUCCGCCUCCUCGCCAACUUCGUCCCGCGGUGGGUCAUCAUAAUCACCAUCCUCUCCAUGUACGCCCGUCUGUACUUCAUUCUCCGAAAGUCGCACAAGAGUUUCAUCUCACUCGGAAACUCAAACUCGACAUCAGAACCCUCCAGAGAGCGGACUGUUACACGGUCGAACCACGAUGUCUGGCGUUAUCACGAGUCCGAUGCCGCUGGCCGUCGAAGACUGCAAAGGAUCGCACGAUUGAUGAUCAUGUAUCCCGUUGUGUAUAUGCUGGUCUGGACACUGCCUACGGCCAUUCGUGUAUAUCAGACCAUCAAGCAUACUCCAGCUCCAUUUGCAUUGCAGACAAUCGACAAGGCCUGCAUUGUGUCACAAGGUCUCGUCGAUGCGAUAAUCUACGGCGUCAAUGAAUCUUCUCUGAGUCGAUGGCGUGAGCUCAUAUUUCGGUCCAGCGAUAAGGAUGUCACAGAGACUGUUACAUCCAGAAACAUCGAUACUAGGGUGUCAACGCGGGUACACUCGAACGCAGCCGUCAUGUCUUCUGCAUCUAGUAGCAAAGUCAUAAUCACAACGUCGAUUGAGCAGGAGACAGGCAGUAUCGAUAAAGAUGAUGGAGUGGAGCUCACAGAAAUGAGGCCGGUUUUUAGACCAAACUCUGGCUCACGAUAG